AUGAAUGGAAACGAUCCUGAGCUUUCUUCCCAAAAUCUGUCAGAAGAAAAUCCUAAUCCCGAAACUGAUAUUCAAGUGUCAGUUGAUGUCGGAGCAGUGAAUAAACAGGAAGAACGUGAAUAUGACAAAAUGAUGGUCAAGGCUAAGACCUCCAUUCCUCCUAAACACUCCUUCAACCACAACAAAGAUAUGCCAGAGGCCGGUUUCGGAAAACUCCCUGCCGGUCAUUCGAAUUCAUCAGAUGAUGCUUCUGGAAGUCCCAAUAAAGCAUCUAUGCGGAAUGGCAAGGGAAGGAACACUUCAGAAGUAUGCUCACCACGAGAACGACGUUCUCCAAGUAGGCCAAAGUCGUGUGAUCCACCAAACUCUAUUUCUGUGACGAUUUCAAUUCGGUACCCCAAUGAUUGUCAAUCAGAUGCAACUCAGGAUUUGUCAUUAAUAGAGGACCGUUGUCCUGAUGUGAAGUGUCCACCAAAUCCUAAUCUAUGUGAAGAAGAUUCUUCUUCUUCGAGUGAGGAUGUUGAUUGCGACCAAUUUCCACCUGAACUUGCUCCAAGUAAGUGCAGACCUAAAUCCAUGCGUACUGAUGAAAUAAUGCAAGAACUUCAAUCGCAACGUCGCUCGACUAAACGCAAAGCUACGAGUAAUCUACAUCAGCCGACCGGUCGAAAGCAUCAGUGGUACACUUUUGGUGAGAACCGUAUCUACUGCCACAUGAAAGACGAAACCGAGGAUUCUCCAAUGUACUACCUUGAUUACUUAAGUAUUACAGACAGAUGCCCAAAUGGUGCGUGUGACCUUAAACCUGAAGAGAAUUCUGAAAUGAAGUCAGUUGGUCUGCUUGACUCUGUUGAAAGGUCCAGAAAUCGUAGAAAUACCAAUACUGGGAAUAAGAAUACAGGCGAAGGCAAGGCAGAUGGGCCUCAACCUAUUGGUCGAAGACACCAAUGGUAUUCACAUGGUAAUAACCGAGUCUUUUGCCACAUGAAAAACAAACGAAAUGAAUCUCCAAGCUAUUAUUUGGAUUACCCCAACCUUACCGAGCGAUGUCCCAGUGGUAAGCAUUGUUUUAAACCAGAAAAGCAAUCCCCGCGUAGCAGAUCGGAAAGACGGAGCACACAUCGUGCUUCCCAGCAGAGACGUUCAAGAACUGAGGAGGAUAAUGUAAACAACCCUACCCCAGGCAGAUCUAAGACUGGAGCCAAAUCCCACCGUUUUCAAUCAGAAAAUCGAGGCGCUCAAGGUACAAAAUUGGAGAAACGUUCAAAAACUACAACUGGUUAUCGAAAAAAGGAAUAUAUUAUCCCUAUUGGUCGCAGACGCUAG
Molecule: messenger RNA, 1326 nt
Organism: Rodentolepis nana
Lineage: Eukaryota; Metazoa; Platyhelminthes; Cestoda; Cyclophyllidea; Hymenolepididae
Source: the annotation of a GenBank genome assembly